GUAGUAGUAGGGAUUUUAUUUUGUUUGGCGAAAACUUUGUCUCUUGUGAUUGAGACUUGGAUUUGAAACUUUCCCUCGCCAACAUUGCAAUGGAAACCAUUUCAAUUUCUGACCUUCUCCGGCGUCGUCGCCCAAUUUCCGGCGCAUUUUCCGUCGCCCAUUCUCAUCCUUCUCGUACAUCUCCUCCACUUUCAGCUCAAUCCAAAACUCCAAACCCUAACUCCCCUCAUCCCAAAAUCCUCAAUUCUUACUUUCAACCUUCCAUAAUCGUUGGAAUUCUUUCUCUCCCGGUUAACAUCCACUCUCCCUCUUCCAAUGUUCGUGAACUCUCCCUUUUCUUUUCAGAUGCUUCCGGUUCUGUUUUAUGUGAUGUUAUUGAUUUUGAUAUUCGCAUGAUUAACACUAAAAUCAAUGUUCUUGCCUGGAAUUUCAUCCCUAUUAAGCAGUCUACUGGAUUACUCGAGAUUAUUAAAUGGGAAUUUUAUCAAACUUUGGGUUCUAGCAAUGGUAAUGUUACUUCUUUUCCCUUGGGUUUUCAAAACAGCGACAUUCAGGAAGAUGCUCAUAAGAAGGCAAAAUAUAGUGUUUAUGGAUUAUUGGUAUCUGUAAGUCCUGUUUCAUCCGUCCCUUGCGCAAAUCUAGCAGUUACAAACAAUGAUUAUGCUUUCAUCAUGGAGAUUCUGUGUUGUGAUUGUAAUUUGUGCACAAAUUUGGUUAGCAUUUCUGAUAAUGCAGUCAUAGGGACGGAUGCACAUAGUUUUUGCAGUGCCAAUUAUGUUUACUUUUGUGGGAUUUUCUUAUCUUGGUACCCUUUGUUUUCAAAGCUUAUAGGAAGUAUAAUUUUACUAUCGGGAAUGAGAAAGAAGUUAGUCUACAUCGCCAAGGAAGAGGCACAGUUAAUGUUUGUCCCUACUCAAUUAAGUUUUCUGAAUGUUCCGAAUUCCCAACCAAAAGAAGGUUGUUUGCUUCAAAACUGUUAUCCUAAAAUUGAGGGAAAAGGUGAACUAGGCAUGUAUAUUGGUGUAGUCAGAGGUUUACAUAUGCAAGGCAUGGUUGUUCAAUUGGAUCAAGAAGUUUGGCUCUUAUUAACUGGUCAAUCCAUUUCUCUGCCUAUUAGUGCUCGGGUUGGUUCCAUUAUAUCCAUGAAGAAUGUACAUGUAUUGAAUUCAAAGUUCUGCUGGGGGACUAUGCUUAUACUUGGAGCUUGUUGUAAGAGCAAUAUUAGAACUGUAUCAUUCUCUCCCUUGGAAACUGGGUGUCAGCUGCAGCUGCGCUCGGAGAGUCUUUUGGGGAAGUUCAUUGAUUCUUUGAUUUUCCCAGCCAGAUUCUGGGUAUUACUGUUGGUUCAAUGUUUAAGAAAAAAAUUCUCGGGUGUUUUUUCAGAAAAGGAGAUCUUAGGAACAAAAAAAAUAGAAGGCUUGGUCCAAACUUAUGCUAUGUUUGCAUUAUCUUCCUCAGUUCUUCGAUCACAGUGUGGUACAUUUCUGGAGUUCUGCAAGCAUAAUUCAUGUGGUUCUGGUAACAAUAACUACUACGGCAGUCUAAGUUUGACCAUGCCGUUCACCUAUUUAGUCCAUCAUUGUGAGAGAAUAUGCUUAAAGUCCCUGUUGCAAAUGAAUAAUGGUCUAAAAAUCUUAGAAGGUUGCAACCAAGUUGGUCAUUUGUCCCAAGAAAACAGACUUUCUAAUCAACUAAUUAGGAGGAUCUUGCCAAGCAAAGACAUUGGAGUUUCUUUGCUUGGGAAUUUGAAGAUUUGUCCAGCUACUACGAGAUUGCAAUACAUUGACGCUACAGGGAGCAUCGAUGCUGUUAUACCAGACAUUCCAUCAACCUGGGAUUCAGAUGCUAUUUAUGAGGUUUUGAAUUAUAGUCUGGUGUUAGAAGGUGUGCCUGAAGUGUGGGGUCAAAUUCAUAAUGGCGACUUAUUUUCGUGCAGCAGUUUGUUCGAAACACUUACAAUAGAAAGACAAACAGAUCUAACAGUCUAUGUGCACUUUUCUUGGAGCAAUGUAUCCUGCCGGCAUUUCGGUGCUCAUCCGUGCCAGAGUUCAAUUAAUUCUUUAAAAGUUUACUCUGGAACCUUUCACUUGCUGUGUUUAGCCCACAAAUUCCGUCCUCAAGCCAAGUUUCAUGAUAGCCUGCUUGUGUCAGGCAAAACUCAUUCAUUUGCUGAGUUUAUUGUCUUACCGUGGGAUCUGAAUAUUUCUAAGAAUGAUGGCACAAAUCUUCUGCCAAAAUGGGCACAUGAUCUAGAAAAUGGCUGCCAAAAUGAGUUUCCUUUGAAGAGAUGUAAAACUGAUCAAACAUUAAAUUGUUUUGACAAAGUUGGAUUAUGCGACACUUUUGAGGAAUCUGAAAAGACAUAUUGUGAGCAACCAAGUGAUUAUAUAUCCUUGCCACAUAAAACAAGAAGUUUGAUUUCUAGUGGAUUGACUUCUUUUCAACAUCAUUGUACAUUAAUUGGUAGAGAAGUACACGGUCAAAGUAUGGCUCUACCUGCAAUCCUAUGUUUUACUGGUGACUGUGAAAUUCUUUACACAAGGAAACUUCUUUUGGAGUUCAAUUCUGAAAAUUUCUUCAAGUAUAAGCUCUUGCAAAUUGGCGGCCAUUACAUCAUGAAGCAUUGUUCUGACAAGUGCUUUUGUGAUUCUCAACGCAAAAAUCUGGGAAGUAGCAUGUCUGUCACUUCAGACACAAAGUUUUGGAGCCUGUCAUUUCAUUUUAGUGAAGUCAUUGACUGCAGAUCUGGCACAUGCAAUGAUCGCCCAUCUGCUUCUUGCUCAAUAACUGAGAACUUAAAAGGGUUCUACCGCCACAAUGAGCUUGUGCUCAACCCUGGCACAAGUGCAGAUUUCAGAACUUUUAAUGAUGUUGAUCUCUAUGUGGAAGCAGAUGCAACUGGUCUGCAGGAUGUGCAUAUGAACUUUCACCCCUUGAAUAUGCCCGUCUUAAAUCUGUCUCUUAGUUCAACAAUUUUUCAUAGUAUUGGUCAACCAGCUGGCCCUGGAAAUACUGUAAUGGAUUUUUCUGAAAAUCAAGGAAUGCAUUGUGGACAUGGUCUGUCUGAGGGGAAUUUGAUUUCUGUACAGGGAACUGUGGUCAGCCUUCACCAUCCUAACAUUUGUUCCACUGAUAGAAUUACAUUCAAUGGAGCUGCACACAAUUUUCAUCUUCCGAGAUCUUGCAAUGAAAAGGAAGGCUCAAUAUAUCUGCUUAUGCUGACUGAUGGGCUUUUGGUGAGGGUUUGUGGUCAUCUCAGAAAGCUUGACUAUCCUGUUGGAUUUGGACCAGGUGCAGUUGCUACAUUUCAUAGGAUACUUGCAUGUAGUGGGCAGAAUUGCUUCAUAUUGACUCCAGUAACAUUCAUCACUAUCAAUUCCGUGAGGGAAAUCCCUUCACCUACAGUGAAAUCACUUUGUCCUAUUCAGGGGGAAACUGUAAUUUCUUGUUUAAUAUCUAACCUGACCAAUGAGGAUAUGGGUCGGCCAAGAAGAUUGCGCUGCAGUAUUGUUGCAGUUUAUUUUGUGAUACUCGAAAGAAACAAGGAUUUUGAUAACCUUUUGUCUCGCAAUAAUUCUGGGACACCAGUUGUGGACGUGCCACUUGCUGGCUUUAUUUUGGAUGAUGGGUCAUCACAUUGUUGUUGCUGGACUAAUGGUGAAAGAGCAGCAAUGCUGUUAAAGUUGCACAAAGAAAUCCCUCAGACUGAAUCAGGAAGCAGGUGGCAGAGAUCCAAGGAUGCAGUUAGUGGUAGGGCUUUCAUUACUCCCAGUCAUCAGCUUAACAGUAUCUUGAAGAAGCAUGGGAGGGUGAGCGUGAAAAAUUAUGGAUCCAUACAUGAGACUUUGUGUCAAGAUCUUCACCUUUCUGUUGGCUCAGACUGCACUUUUAGCAGUGAAGAUGAUAGCGCCCUCAAGUUAACAAUGCUCAAUGCUUGUUCUAGCACAUUUUGGAAUGUGAUUGGUCAUGCAAUGGAUAUCGAUGCUGUCAACAUGCUAGAGAAGAUUCUUCAUGAGGAGCAGUUGCCUAUGCAUGCCUUACAAAAUAUCUGGGCAAAAGAAGUUUUCCAACUGAACCCUCUUGCUCAAGCAAAGGCCUUACUGCAAGAACUUUAAUCAGGCAUACAUUGGGAUAUAUGAAAGUGCUGCUAACCAAUCAACAAGCACUAAAAGCCUUCUUGUCGCUUCCAGACCUUUCUUAUUAACUGUUUCCUUUCCCUUCUCUUUACUCGAAAAUAAUUUGCAUGAUCCUUUGCGUCUGGGCCAGCUGUGAAGGUUCACAAUCUGUAGGCUAGCAGCAACUGGAAAGGAAUUGAUAUUUUCGUCUCUUUGACACCAGCAAGUCCACAAUGACAUGAGUUUUGACAGGAUUUAAGGAAAGAGAGAGGAAAGGGUUGAAUUUUUUUUUCCAUGACACUAGCUCAAGUCCACAAUCACCACAGUGAUGACAUGUACUAAGGAAAGAGAGACGACGAUGAUAGAGAAGGAGACACUACUGUAGUUUCUGAUUAUAAGAGUCGACACGUUAUUGAUUAUAAGAGUAAAAACACAACGGACACCCGAAAAAUUGGUCAUCCAUAUAUCUCUUCAUCUCACCUUUUAUCAUUUCAAUGCCCAUUUUAUGACCAACGCCUCCCAAUAAUUACUCAUUAUUUUUAGUUACCAUAUCCAAACAAAAAUUUUUUGGUUAUUUACGUGCCAAGUGUCACUUUCAAACUCAAUGCGCACAAAUUCUUUUUGGUCAUCUCCAUCCCUUGGGCAAACCAUCCAUCUCCCUUAUAUUUUUUUCUCUCUUGAUUCUGUAUUGUUUUGUUUGACCCUGCUAUCUCGAUGCCCACCUCUAAUGGGCAACCGUUGGGUGUGCUCUAAUGUUGAAUGGCAAACUUUCCAAGGUGGAUAUUCAGAAAUUUAGAAAAAGGCUCAGAUAAUUUUGUUUGGAAUUUUUAGAGGUUUCUUUAGUAGGUAUGUGUAGUUUUCUACAUGAAUUCUACACUUUAGCUCCCCUUGAUUUUUUUUCUUGGAACGCCCAUUUGCAUUGGACCCUUAUGAGGACUGCCUGGACUUUUGGAUAUUCAGAAAUCUGCUCUAUUAGCAAGUGAGAAGCAGCUUGGUCGGAAGUUCAAAAUAUUUGACAUCAGCGCAAGUCUUAGCCACUCAAGCGUGCCUUACUUUGGUCUAGGGUAUAUGAACUUCUGUUAUAGACGAGGAAAAUCAAGUGUCUUUGCAAAGUGUUCCACAUGUUCAGACUGCUUCAGAUGUGGGUAAGAUACUUAACGGUAACCAUAACUCGUUCUUAGCCCAUAGUCCAACCCAAUUUGAAACUGGAUACAUGUAAGAAGAAACUUCAGAUGCGCUAAAUAGAGCGAAUCGGACUAGGGAAUAAAAGGUAACCAAGUAGGAUACAACAUUUUAAUUUACAAGUGCAGUUGAUUGUAUUAUUGAGUGGAAUACUUGUUUGUUGUUGCGUUACGAAGUUGUAUAGUCCUUUAUUUAUCUACCCUUGCUUAGAAUUACUUUGAAUCCAAGUACUUUUUUCUUAUAGAAUUCAAAAGUGAGGUUGAGCCUGGUAGACUCUCUCCAAUAAACCUUCUUUGAUGGGGCAGAUUUAACCACUGAGCUUUAGGACUUGGCCUAAAUUGUUGGACCGGAAUGGGGCGUGCCUAUUAUCGGGAGGGCUUUAUAAUAAAAAUAUACAAUUGCGUAGCGUCUGGUCAAUGUUGAUACUUUAGUCUUGUGCAUUUGUAUCGCGAAUCUAGAAGUGCCGAGUUGUUACGUUCACUAUUGCCUCCUAAACUAACCUUGAGCUCGGGCAGGAGGGUCUUUCGCUUACGCAAGCUGUAGCUCGAGGUGACCUUUUGCCUCUUUUGGAUCAUUAUGCCAUUGGCUCCACAUUUCACAGCUUGCACAAGAUGAGACACGAAAUUACUGGCCACGGGUGUGCCAUGAAAAUGUUUUUGAUAUUUAGCAGAAAAUUUGAAAUGAAUAAGUAAAAAAUAUUUAAAAAGCCAAAAAAAAUAAAAGUUGUGAAAUAUUUUUUAAUAUAAGCACUUUUCGAUGUGGUUUAAUUUUGGUCAAAAAAAGUUGAGCUUUUAACGGCGAAUAAAGAUUUUAUC
Messenger RNA from Amaranthus tricolor (Joseph's coat), 6112 nucleotides. RefSeq names its product CST complex subunit CTC1. Gene Ontology annotation, cellular component: CST complex. The transcript is spliced from 19 exons. Bases 90 to 4115 code for a protein of 1341 amino acids. Gene Ontology annotation, molecular function: telomeric repeat DNA binding; single-stranded DNA binding. The record is from RefSeq and is a predicted model, not a curated record. NCBI's taxonomy places the organism in Eukaryota, Viridiplantae, Streptophyta, Magnoliopsida, Caryophyllales, Amaranthaceae. Gene Ontology annotation, biological process: telomere maintenance via telomere lengthening; positive regulation of DNA replication.